Messenger RNA from Anolis sagrei ordinatus, 1889 nucleotides. Lineage: Eukaryota; Metazoa; Chordata; Lepidosauria; Squamata; Anolidae. The record is from RefSeq and is a predicted model, not a curated record.
CUCCUUCUGAAUCCAUUCCCUCCUUUUCAAAGAACCAUUGAUUCCCACGGCUGGUCUCUGGAUAUGUGCUUGAGGCCCCAGUGUCGGCCUUUCUUGGUAUUUCCAUUCUCAACGUGACCCAUGAAGGGGAAGGGGGAAAUCUUGGAGGUAGAGAAGGUCUCUGGCUUCCAUCCUUGAUCUUUCUCUUCUUUCUUCACCAGGGAAGUGAGGACUCUUUGGAGCAACCUCUUGGAUGCAGUAAGGAAACCAAUAAUACAGGGAGAAGAAAUCCUCUCGAGGCGAUGAUCUUGCUGAAUUCUUGACUUCACUUACAGAUAACAAAGGAAUAAAGAAGAGUCAAGUCUCUGUAUUGGAAUUAAACACCCGUAUCAUUCUUGACAUGGAGGAGAAAGCGUCUAAGUGCCUGGAGUGUGGAAAGAGCUUCACUCGGAGGCAGAGUCUGCAGCAACAUGUAAAGACUCACACUGGGGAGAAACCCUAUUCCUGCCUGGAGUGUGGACAGAGCUUUGCUCGGAGGGAUAAUCUGCAGCAACAUGUAAAGACUCACACUGGGGAGAAACCCUAUUCCUGCCUGGAGUGUGGACAGAGCUUUGCUCGGGAUUAUCUGCAGCAACAUGUAAAGACUCACACUGGGGAGAAACCCUAUAAAUGCCUGGAGUGUGGACAGAGCUUCGCUCAUAGUUCAACUCUACGUAAACAUCAAAGGAUUCACACUGGGGAGAAACCUUAUAAAUGCCAGGAAUGUGGACAGAGCUUCACUCAGAGUUCAAACCUACGUGUACAUGAAAGGACACACACUGGGGAGAAACCCUAUACAUGCCUGGAAUGUGGACAGAGCUUUGCUCAUAGUUCACAUCUACGUAAACAUGAAAGGAAACACACUGGGGAGAAACCCUAUAAAUGCCUGGAAUGUGGACAGAGUUUCACUGUGAGUGACCAUCUACGUACACAUCAAAGGAUUCACACUGGGGAGAAACCCUAUUCCUGCCUGGAAUGUGGUCAGAGCUUCACUCAGAGUUCAAAUCUACGUAAACAUCAAAGGACUCACACUGGGGAGAAACCUUAUAAAUGCCUGGAAUGUGGACAGAGCUUUGGUCGUAGUUCACGUCUACGUUCUCAUCAAACUACUCACACUGGAGAAAAACCCUAUACAUGCCUGGAGUGUGGAAAGAGCUUCACUCGGAGGCAGAGUCUGCAGCAACAUGUAAAGACUCACACUGGGGAGAAACCCUAUUCCUGCCUGGAGUGUGGACAGAGCUUCACUCAUAGUUCAUAUCUACGUAAACAUCAAAGGAUUCACACUGGGGAGAAACCUUAUAAAUGCCAGGAAUGUGGACAGAGCUUCACUCAGAGUUCAAACCUACGUGUACAUGAAAGGACACACACUGGGGAGAAACCCUAUAAAUGCCUGGAAUGUGGACAGAGUUUCACUGUGAGUGACCAUCUACGUACACAUCAAAGGAUUCACACUGGGGAGAAACCCUAUUCCUGCCUGGAAUGUGGACAGAGCUUCACUCAGAGUUCAAAUCUACGUAAACAUCAAAGGAGUCACACUGGGGAGAAACCUUAUAAAUGCCUGGAAUGUGGACAGAGCUUUGCUCGUAGUUCACGUCUACGUUCUCAUCAAACUACUCACACUGGGGAGAAACCCUAUACAUGCAUGGAGUGUGGAAAGACCUUUGCUUGUAGUUCAGGUCUACGUUCCCAUCUAAGGACUCACAUGGGGGAGAAACCAUGUAUAGACAUAGCAUAAAAUCAUAGAUGAUAUUAUGUGGUAAAUUUGUGUAUUUUAUAGUGUAUUGUAUGUUGUAAUUGUUAGGCAUCGAAUUGUGCCUUGUGUAAGCCGCCCUGAGUCCCCCCUCGGGGGUUGAGACGGGCGAGGUAGAAGC